AUGUCUUUCCAAACUACGCCAGCGCGCUCAUCGCGCAUCACAAAGCCGCGGAGACCGAGCGCACAUGCCGCACUCGGAUUGAAGAAAAAUACAUCAUCCCCGUCUACAGUCAGCCCGAGGAAGAAGUCACUGCCGUCUGAGACCAGCAUCUCAUACGACGAUGAAGAGCAACUGGACGACACGGGGGUAAUUGCCUCCCUUGCCGAAGACCUCAACUUUCGCGACGUGCCACAGUACAUGGAAUACAUCCGCAACAGAAUGUUCAGCAACAUGCCAGAGAAGGCGGGCAUGAACUCGACCAGGAUUGCUGAAGUCUUGAAUUAUCAAAGGAAUUUGCCGCCGUUUGUCACAAUAGCUCAUGUCGAUGCCUUGAGCACAUCGUCGACGAGAAUCGAACGAGAGAUCGCCGAGUUAGCGCAAGCAGGCAUCCUACGAAGAGUGACGAUACCGCAUCGCGGCGUUGGUGCUGCUGCUGUAGGAGAUGGUGUUGCCUCAGUGAGGGAAUGGCAGGCGCUUGUUCAAUCGCAUGACGGCCUGCCAGAAAGUAUCAAAUUAAAGUAUAACGCCGCCAUGAACGCACAUUCAACAUCAACCACAAUCUCCGGCAUAGCCUUUUCGUCAGCAGAAAUCUCCGCAUUAGUAACUGUCGGCUUUUUGACUUCAAUGAGCGCCAUCAACUCUGGCUCGUCUUUCUUCGCUUCUCCUGGCGCCAGCUCACUCGCGGCCGUUUCUACGUCUGGUUCCCGUCACGCAGCAGGCUCCUUAGAAGCUGUCGGUGGCGCCUACGCCGCCCAGCACAUCCACGGUGGCACAUCGUUGUCCGGCUCUCGCCCAUCAGUAACUGCUAACUACACAUUCUCCCUGCCAAACAUGGGCACACACAUCAAGCUUAUUGUAGAAGCGCGAAAUCACCUCUUGAAUAUGUUGAAGAAGACAAAAUACAAGGAAAUGCCCCUCGAUGUGCUACGUGAGCGCUGGGACGGCGGCGUUGUAGCAAGUACUGUGCAGUCGGAAAGAAAGAAGUUGAGAGGAGAAUUUUCCGGCGUACUUCCUGGGCGGACAAAGAAGUGGAAACAGUUUUACGGGAUGAGGUUCGAAUGGAUCCUGGAAGAGUGCCUUGGUGCUGGGCUUGUGGAGCUUUUCGAGACAGGAAGUGUGGGCAGAGCUGUACGCGCGAUACUCUGA
Cucurbitaria berberidis CBS 394.84 is the source of this 1185-nucleotide messenger RNA. RefSeq lists its product as uncharacterized. Gene Ontology annotation, biological process: protein phosphorylation; positive regulation of Ras protein signal transduction. The coding region runs from base 1 to 1185 and encodes 394 amino acids. Gene Ontology annotation, molecular function: protein serine/threonine kinase activity. The transcript has 2 exons. The record is from RefSeq and is a predicted model, not a curated record. Lineage: Eukaryota; Fungi; Ascomycota; Dothideomycetes; Pleosporales; Cucurbitariaceae.